CCGGAUCAAAAUCAAUUUUUACGUGCACGAACCAUCUAAUCAGUUAAAUUAUCUUUGAAAUUGGUCGAUAAAAUUGUAGUUUAGAGCCGUUUUUAUUCGAAAUUUUGAUCUCGGCGCCAGGCUUCAAACCCAAACAAUUGCCAAUAAGCCCGUUGCCAACCCACAAAUCCGAAAGUCCCUCGAGUUGUCAAGUGAAAAGUUGUCUUCGAAGUUCGCUGGAGAGGUCAGGGGCAGAAGAGGAUUACCAUGGCGUUAUCAAGGCUCUACAGCAGUCGCGUGACUGGGAGCGCAAAAGCCGCGUUGAAUCUCUACCGGAAAUCUCUCCAUUCUCAAAUAGCCCUAAUGUCGGACUUCCGCAUCGAAAAGGACACUUUCGGCGAGCUCAAAGUGCCCUCUGACAAGUACUAUGGGGCCCAAACCCUGCGAUCCGUCAUGAACUUCCCCAUCGGGGGCGAAUUCGAGCGCAUGCCGUACCCCGUUAUAACGGCCAUGGGGGUCUUGAAAAAAGCCGCCGCCACCGUCAACAAAGACUACGGUCUCGACCCCAAAAUCUCCGACGCGAUUUGCAAAGCCGCUGACGAAGUCAUCUCCGGCAAGCUCUACUGCGACCAUUUCCCCCUCGUCAUUUGGCAAACGGGCUCCGGCACCCAAACCAACAUGAACACGAACGAAGUGAUCAGUAAUCGAGCUAUUGAAAUAAUGGGCGGAAAACUCGGCUCCAAGGACCCGGUGCACCCCAACGACCACGUCAACAAGAGCCAGAGCAGCAACGACACCUUCCCCACAGCCAUGCACAUUGCCGUGGCGGUGGAAAUCCAAAACACGCUCCUGCCUGGCCUCAAAAUGCUAACAAAUAGUCUCGAUAAGAAAGCGCAGGAGUUUAAGGAUAUCAUCAAAAUCGGGCGCACGCACACCCAGGACGCCGUCCCCCUGACUCUGGGGCAGGAAUUCAGCGGCUAUGUCCAGCAGAUGAAGUUCGGGAUUGAUCGAAUUAACGAUACUUUGCCCAGGCUGUACAUGCUGGCUUUGGGGGGCACAGCUGUGGGGACGGGGCUCAAUACCCGGAAAGGGUUCGCCGAGAAAUGUGCCGCCGAAAUUUCAAAACUGACAGGAUUGCCCUUCACUUCAGCACCGAAUAAGUUUGAGGCUUUGGCCGCUCAUGACGCCCUGGUUGAGGUCUCGGGGGCGCUCAAUGUGGUCGCUUGCUCGAUUAUGAAAAUUGCAAACGAUAUUAGGUUUUUGGCGUCUGGCCCUCGCUGCGGCUUGGGCGAGCUGUCGCUGCCUGAGAACGAACCCGGCAGCUCCAUCAUGCCGGGCAAAGUGAACCCAACCCAGUGCGAAGCCAUCACCAUGGUGGCCGCCCAGGUGAUGGGUAACCACGUGGCUGUGACCAUUGGUGGUUCGAACGGUCAUUUCGAAUUGAACGUUUUUAAGCCCAUGAUGGUAGCCAAUGUUUUACGAUCAAUCCGUUUGUUGGGAGAUUCCAGCAAAGCUUUCACAACCAAUUGUGUAGAUGGCAUUGUAGCCAACAAAGACCGAAUCGAUAAGCUUUUGCACGAGAGUUUGAUGUUGGUCACGGCUCUUAACCCACACAUUGGCUACGACAAGGCGGCCCAAAUUGCCAAAACGGCGCACAAGGAGAACAGCACUUUGAAGGAAACGGCGAUCAAGUUGGGGAUUUUGACCGAGGAACAGUUCAAAGAAUGGGUCAAACCUGAGGAGAUGUUGGGCCCUAAAUAAGAGCCCCCAGUGUUUUUGUUUGUUUGUUAAUUUUUUUGUAAAUAAAUCAGUAUUUUAAAUA
Molecule: messenger RNA, 1801 nt
Organism: Tribolium castaneum (red flour beetle)
Lineage: Eukaryota; Metazoa; Arthropoda; Insecta; Coleoptera; Tenebrionidae
Product: fumarate hydratase, mitochondrial
Exons: 4
Coding region: 247-1740 (497 amino acids)
Biological process (GO): fumarate metabolic process; tricarboxylic acid cycle; malate metabolic process
Cellular component (GO): mitochondrion; tricarboxylic acid cycle heteromeric enzyme complex
Molecular function (GO): fumarate hydratase activity
Source: RefSeq, a predicted model, not a curated record